This is a messenger RNA of Cricetulus griseus (Chinese hamster), 7244 nucleotides long. Lineage: Eukaryota; Metazoa; Chordata; Mammalia; Rodentia; Cricetidae. The record is from RefSeq and is a predicted model, not a curated record.
ACUGAGUGCUAAAGUGCAGAGCUCAAUAGUACUUCUUGGGGGUUCCAGCGUGUUUUGUUUUUCUGGGUGAGGGUUUCUUUUAAGACAGUGUCUUAUGUGACCAGAACUUGUGAUCCUCCCGCUUCAGCCGCUGUGUGCAGAAGGGAUUACAUGGCCACAUCCUGCCAGCUUGUUCUUUUGAAAUGGAGUUUAUGAUCGCCUUUGUUUUGUUGAACUUUUUGAGUGAGGCUCUUACCCUAGGAAGAAAGUGGUCAGAGGAGAUGCUGGAGUCUCGGAGUUGGAGGAGACUGACUGUAGCAGUUCAAGUCUGACUGCAGAGGGACCCAAGGCCAGGCUCAUUGUCCUCUUUGUCAGAGACAAGCUGGAUGACAGUACCGGCUCCAAGUUCCUGGUGCUGCCUCUCGUUUGUUGUAUGGACCUAGUGGCAGGGCCAGCGACCCUGGGCCUUGGCGUCCUCUGAGAUGUGAAGUUUCUCUAAAUUGGUGCUACCGACAUGACUUGGCUUAAAUGUUUCUUCCUGAGUUUAUAAACGUCUCAAGACUUCCCUGAAAGUCAUAAGUUCCAAGCCGAGUAGUGGUGGCCAACACCUUUAAACCCAGCACUUGGGAGACAGAGGCAGGUGGAUCUCUGAGUUUGAGGCUAGCCUGGUCUACAGAGUGACUUCUGGGACAUCUAGGGCUACACAGAGAAACCCUGUCUCAAAACCGAAAGAAAAGAAAAAAGAACGAAUGAAAGUCACAAGUUGCAAUUGCCUGGGUCCGGCUUCUAUGUGUUCCCCAUCCCUACUGGCUCAUUUUCCUGAAGUAUGGGCUGUUGGCGUGGGGUUUACAACCACUACCACCACCACCACCAAACUCCCAAUUUUAAUGCAGGCUCUUCCCUGACACAUCUUCCAGCACUGCAUUUAUAAUCUACAGGGGUGCCCUGGCUUCCCAGGUUAGGGGUGGGGACAGGGGUCCUAGAAGGAAAGCAGGAUCUGAAGACUGUUUCAUCUUCCCUCCCACCUUACCACUGUCUCACCCCCUCCCCUGGGAAAGUGGAGUGGCUCAUCUUCUGUCCCUCAGCCUCUGCCCCACCUCCAAGAGGCCCUACCCACACUCAUGACCUUGCUAUUCUGAGCCCUGUGUUGGUUCUGUGGGGAGAUGGACAGGAGACAGCUGAGCUCAUAGGCUACCUAGGGUGGGGGUUGGUUGGGGGAAGCCUGCUGGCUCUUGUUUUAUCUUAUCCCUGGGGCUCCCCAAAUCUUGGCCUGGAUAGGGAUUGAAUUGGCCCUGUUGUGGAGGCUGGGCAGAGGGCGGCUUUAGACCUGUGUACUGUGUUCUCCAAGUGGGAUUGUUGGAUAGCCAAUGGCCAGCUAGGGCUGUUAACACCUCGGAGAGGGAAGGCCUGAUCCUCCCCUAAUCUCAUGGCAACUGGUGCUCAAAGGCAUACCUCCCCCAUGCCUUGCCAUCUUGGGGUGGGCAGAGAGACACCCCCAGACUACCAUGUUCUGGCUAGAAGAGCCCAAGAAACAAUGAGAUUCUCUGUUAAGUAUUUGUGGAACUGGACAGGAAUGGGUUAGGCUCUGCCUUCAUGCCCUUCACCUGUCCUCUCCCCUUUCUCAGUCAAAACUCAGGAGCAAGAACACUUCAAUCUUGGUGUAGUGGGAAGUGGUCUGAAAUUGUCUCAUUUGCCCUCUCCAGGGCAGGACACGGUGCAGAGAGAUGCCCCCUGCAGCCCUGCGCAGGUAGCUUUCUCUCUCUAGCCUUCCUUUAUCUAUCUGGGAAGCUGAGAAGAUAGAAAUGGAUAACCUCAAAGAGCCUCGUUGGCAGGAGUGUCCUGUAAAGCCUGCCUUCUUUCCUCACUCGCCUUUGAAGCUAACUUGCCCCUACACCAUGUUUGGGCAUUCCUGCUGCUGGGAGACAGUGGCCCUGUCACUCCUCCAGAUGCUGUUGGGGAAAAGCCAGCUAGGGCCCCAACAUCCAUGGGUGCUCAGCUAGCCUCUGGUCCGAGAUGGAGGGUCCUGAAGCAGGCAGAGAUGCCUUUUUAUGUGGCCUCCUACAUUCCCCCUCCAUUGUCUUAAGUCCUUCCAUCUCAGGUCACAGCAGGACUCCAAGGGAGGGGUUUGUGGGAACUGUGAAAAGAGGGCGGGAAGGAACACCUUGUCCUCACUUCACCCCUCCCCCAAGUCUGGGCAGAAGGCAGGAUGAAUCUGAGACUUAGUCCUUUAUUUCUAUCUAUUCGUGUUGGCCGUCCCUCACCCCAAACAAGGGGGGCUUCUUUUUGUUCUGCUGGGCUCUGCUUCUUGUAUUAUUUGGUUUGUGUGCUGGAGCCCUAGUGUGGAAGUGCUUCUUAGUUCUUCUCAGGGAAACUGAGGCCUGGGUAGAAGUGGGACCUGUGUUCCAGGGCUGCAAUACUGCUUGCUUGCCCUUACUGACUUUUUAAUCUUGACUCCCAUGGAAACUUUUCUGCCUCAGUUUCCGCUCUGCUUGCAUCCUGGGCCAUGUACCUUGUCUGUUCCUCCAGCAGCUGCCUUGGUGGAAACCAAAAAUGCCCCAAUGGCGAAUCGGGGUUGGGAAGGGUGGCUCAGAGCAGCUGCUUUUCGGAGGAAGCUGACACCCAGGCCAGUCCUUCAGCAACAACUUGUGUCUUUGCACCCAGCCCCCGGGACCCGCCCACUUGACCGUCACAGCCAGCACCCUGCUGUUUCUUUUCCCUCUCCUCAGUCUAGGGGAGUCUGUGUGUGUCUUCUUGUGUGUCUUCUACCUAGGUUCUAUCAUCUCUACCUAACCCCCCCUCCCUCUGGAGCCCCUGCUUUAUCUAACUUCAGGGGUCCUGCCCUUGGACUCGCUGGCAUGGGGCAGGCCCAGCCCCAAAGCGCUCUUUACUAGUCCUGAUCCUCACUCCCUCUGUGGGCUGUUGUAUCAGGGCCAGAGCUGCUGAGACCCCCACACCUCUGGGGUCAACGAUGAAGCCCAUGAAGCCCCUGGGACUAAAGGCCAGUGUGGGAUGAGGAAAUCCUCACCCUGAAACAUUUACCCCUCCCCCUCUGCCAUCAGCACAUUCUGUAGCCUCUUGGGUUACCUGACUGCCUGGGUGUCCCAUUUUCUUCGGGGGGGAUUCCCUGCCAGUUUCAAGGGGGAGCUAAAGGCUGUGUUCCCAGAGGCUGAGUUAGUACGGUAGUGGCGGGGGGAGUUUAGGAGACACGGACAGUCCUGGCUUUGCUCACCAGGGCCUGGACACUAAAUCCCUUGUUGAUGGCUGAGCAACCCCUCCCUGGGGUAAGGUUACCGUCUUCUGCCCUGUCCCCUUGACUGUCUCCCUUCCCCACUUCCCCUAUCUCUCUAGAACUACUUCCUCUGUCCCCCAAAGAUGCUUUUCCUGCUCUUUUGAUUCCCCCAAAAGCUUGGAGUACCUCCCCUGUUCUCUGAACACAAUAGGCAGGGGAGGAGACUGUGACAGUGGGAAGGGGCUCAGGAUGGUCAAGACAGGAAAGGGUGAAGGGGCAAUGAAGCCUAGGGAUAGAGGGGGCUGUUAGAGCGAGCUUGGAAUUGUGCAUUUAGUGUAACUGGGGAAGUUGAGGCAGCUGGGGGCAGGGUCAGUAGUAGAUAACGGAAAAAUGACUUUAUUCCCUGCCCCCUUCUCUGGGGCUGGGGCCACUCUUAUGAGUGACAUCUCAGGCUGCAGCCCCACUGUUCUUCUCUGUCAGCAGAAAUCUCUCUCUUCUGACCCCUCCUGCUGGGGUCUCAGCCAGCCAAUCCCUGAUCUGGAGGAAGGGGGAGCCUGGCCCCCCCACUCCCUCAUAAGGACCAGCUGGGGGCUGGGGGGGUGGCCGGCUGCUGCAAGUGGGACUGGGGUCAGAACUUCGUGGAAGGAAGAAGAAUCUGGGGGGGGCAGGCAAGAAAAAGGAAGAAGCCUAGAUCAUCAGGCAGGUGGACACACUGAAGAAGUCCCCCCUCCAGUGAGAGGCCCCUAAGAAGGAAUACAUCGCCCCCCUGGCCCCCAAGAAGGGAGCACAAUGGAGGCCGCACACUCCAAGUCCACAGAGGAAUGUUUGUCCUAUUUUGGGGUGAGCGAGACCACAGGCCUUACCCCAGACCAAGUUAAGCGGCAUCUGGAAAAAUACGGCCCCAAUGAGCUCCCUGCUGAGGAAGGCAAGUCCCUGUGGGAGUUGGUGGUAGAGCAGUUUGAAGACCUGCUGGUGCGGAUCCUUCUCCUGGCUGCCUGCAUUUCCUUCGUGCUGGCCUGGUUUGAGGAAGGCGAAGAAACUGUCACUGCCUUUGUCGAACCUUUUGUCAUCCUCUUGAUCCUCAUUGCCAAUGCCAUUGUGGGGGUUUGGCAGGAACGGAAUGCAGAGAACGCCAUUGAGGCUUUGAAAGAAUAUGAACCUGAGAUGGGGAAGGUCUAUCGGGCUGACCGAAAGUCAGUGCAAAGAAUCAAGGCUAGGGACAUUGUCCCUGGGGAUAUUGUGGAGGUGGCCGUGGGGGACAAAGUCCCUGCAGACAUCCGCAUCCUCUCCAUCAAAUCCACCACCCUCCGGGUGGACCAAUCCAUCUUGACAGGAGAGUCUGUAUCUGUCAUCAAGCACACAGACCCUGUCCCUGACCCCCGAGCUGUCAACCAGGACAAGAAGAACAUGCUGUUCUCAGGCACCAACAUUGCAGCCGGCAAGGCUGUGGGCAUUGUGGCCACCACUGGUGUGAGUACUGAGAUUGGCAAGAUUCGAGACCAAAUGGCUGCCACUGAGCAGGACAAGACCCCACUGCAGCAGAAGCUUGAUGAGUUUGGGGAGCAGCUGUCUAAGGUCAUCUCCCUCAUCUGUGUGGCUGUCUGGCUUAUCAACAUCGGUCACUUCAACGACCCUGUCCAUGGGGGCUCCUGGUUCCGGGGGGCCAUUUACUACUUCAAGAUUGCUGUGGCCUUAGCUGUGGCAGCCAUCCCAGAAGGGCUUCCUGCCGUCAUCACCACCUGCUUGGCCUUGGGUACCCGCCGGAUGGCAAAGAAGAAUGCCAUCGUGAGGAGCUUGCCCUCUGUGGAGACCCUGGGCUGUACCUCUGUCAUCUGUUCUGACAAAACAGGGACCCUCACCACCAACCAGAUGUCAGUCUGCAAGAUGUUCAUCAUUGACAGGGUGGAUGGGGAUGUCUGCUCGCUGAAUGAGUUCUCCAUCACUGGCUCCACUUACGCUCCCGAGGGAGAAGUCUUGAAGAAUGAUAAGCCAAUCCGAGCAGGGCAGUAUGAUGGGCUGGUGGAGCUGGCCACCAUCUGUGCCCUCUGCAAUGACUCCUCCUUGGAUUUUAAUGAGACCAAAGGUGUCUAUGAGAAGGUGGGCGAGGCCACGGAGACAGCCCUCACCACCCUGGUAGAGAAGAUGAAUGUGUUCAACACUGAAGUGAGAAGCCUCUCUAAAGUGGAGAGGGCUAAUGCCUGCAACUCGGUGAUCCGUCAACUAAUGAAGAAGGAAUUCACCCUGGAAUUCUCCCGAGACAGAAAGUCUAUGUCUGUCUACUGUUCUCCAGCUAAGUCUUCUCGGGCUGCUGUAGGAAACAAGAUGUUUGUCAAGGGUGCUCCUGAGGGGGUCAUCGACCGCUGUAACUAUGUGCGUGUUGGCACAACCCGUGUGCCAUUGACAGGCCCUGUGAAGGAAAAAAUUAUGUCAGUGAUCAAGGAGUGGGGUACUGGCCGGGACACCCUACGCUGCCUGGCCCUGGCCACUCGGGAUACCCCCCCAAAACGAGAGGAAAUGGUUCUAGAUGACUCAGCCAAGUUUAUGGAGUAUGAGAUGGACCUGACAUUUGUUGGUGUUGUGGGCAUGUUGGAUCCACCCCGGAAGGAGGUCACAGGCUCUAUCCAGCUGUGCCGUGAUGCUGGGAUCCGAGUGAUCAUGAUCACUGGGGACAACAAGGGUACAGCCAUUGCUAUCUGCCGACGAAUUGGCAUCUUUUCCGAGAACGAGGAGGUGACAGAUCGUGCCUACACUGGCCGUGAGUUUGAUGAUCUGCCCCUGGCUGAGCAGCGGGAAGCCUGCAGACGCGCCUGCUGCUUCGCUCGUGUGGAGCCCUCACACAAGUCCAAGAUUGUGGAGUACCUGCAGUCCUAUGAUGAAAUCACAGCCAUGACAGGGGAUGGUGUCAAUGAUGCCCCUGCCCUGAAGAAGGCGGAGAUUGGCAUUGCCAUGGGAUCUGGUACUGCUGUGGCUAAGACAGCCUCUGAGAUGGUACUGGCUGACGAUAACUUCUCCACUAUCGUGGCUGCUGUGGAGGAGGGCCGCGCCAUCUACAACAACAUGAAGCAGUUUAUCCGCUACCUCAUUUCCUCCAACGUGGGCGAGGUGGUCUGUAUCUUCCUGACAGCCGCCUUGGGGCUGCCUGAGGCCCUGAUCCCUGUGCAGCUGCUGUGGGUGAACUUGGUGACUGAUGGGCUCCCUGCUACGGCUCUGGGAUUCAACCCACCGGACCUGGACAUCAUGGACCGUCCCCCCAGGAGUCCCAAGGAGCCUCUCAUCAGUGGCUGGCUCUUUUUCCGCUACAUGGCAAUUGGGGGCUAUGUGGGUGCAGCCACUGUGGGAGCAGCUGCCUGGUGGUUCUUGUAUGCAGAGGAUGGGCCUCAUGUCAGCUACCACCAGCUGACUCACUUUAUGCAGUGCACCGAGCACAACCCUGAGUUUGAUGGCCUAGACUGUGAGGUCUUUGAGGCCCCUGAGCCCAUGACCAUGGCUUUGUCUGUGUUGGUGACCAUUGAGAUGUGCAAUGCUCUCAACAGCCUGUCUGAGAACCAGUCCCUGCUGCGGAUGCCGCCCUGGGUGAACAUCUGGCUGCUGGGUUCCAUCUGCCUGUCCAUGUCCCUCCACUUCCUCAUCCUCUAUGUUGACCCCCUGCCGAUGAUCUUCAAGCUACGGGCCCUGGACUUUACCCAAUGGCUCAUGGUCCUCAAGAUCUCACUUCCAGUCAUUGGGCUAGAUGAGCUUCUCAAGUUCAUUGCUCGGAACUAUCUGGAGGAUCCAGAAGAUGAGAGAAGGAAGUAACCAGCCCUUUCGCCCUGUCUUCCCCACCCUAAUAGCAACGCAUCUUCAGCCAGAGCUGACAAAGACCCUUCUCCCCCAAUUCUGUUUAUAAACAAAGUUCCCUACCCCACUGUCCCCCUUCAGCAACCUGCCCUCCCUCUGAACCUUGUAAAUCCCCUUCCCAACCUCACGGGGCUUGCAGGGACGAGGUGACUGAUUGAGAUGAGCUGCUUAUUUAUUGAAAAUAAAUGACAGAAAAGUC